This is a messenger RNA of Paramuricea clavata, 4302 nucleotides long. The record is from the annotation of a GenBank genome assembly. NCBI's taxonomy places the organism in Eukaryota, Metazoa, Cnidaria, Anthozoa, Malacalcyonacea, Plexauridae.
GAUUCUUCUUCUGGAACUGCUUAUUCUGGAGCUUCCAAAAAUGUUGGUGGUGACCUAACGGUAAGUAACAACAUUUUGCUUUGUGUUGUCCAUGAUUAUUGCAAGGUAGGAAUUAGCAUUCUUGACGUUUUUCAUGUGUAUAAUAAUAAGACUAGAUAAGAAAAUGGUAUAAGUAAAAGUAAGAGCCAUGAAAAAAAUUACCAUUAUCAUGAGUGCGUUCAGGAAAUUGUUGCCAGCCAUCGCCAACAAGAUUAUUCAGCGGGUGCAGUAUAACAAGUAGAGACACCGGUUUUUUAGUCUAUUUACGAAAUAGUUUGUGGGCCGUCUAAUACACUCAGUUACUUCAAGUUUGUCUAAUAAAAAUUUUCCUUAACUUACAUAUAUUAGUGCUGGAGUCUAAUCCAGUUCUAGUUACAUAGUUAAAAGGAAGUUAGAGCACUAAAUAGAUUGAUUCAAUAAACAGUAGUUUCAAAUUUAGAUAGCAAAAUGGGGUGCUUAAUUUGAUGGAAUAGGAUCUUCACUAGGCCUAAGUUCUGUUUGAAACAUACCAAAAUUACAUGCGGCGGAAACAUUUUUGUUUAUAUAAUUAAAUUUAAUUAAAAAAGGGGGAAGGGUUUGAAAAGUUCUUUGGUGUUCCUUGGAGAGAGGAAUUUAUUUGAGUGAUGUCCUAUUUAAUUGAUGGACUGAAUAAAAAAUUUACAGUUACAAUAAGUAAAUAAUUGCAAAUAAAUUAUCAGAAAAAUAAUCUCUAUAUGCCAUUCUAGGAUUCCUCUUUAGGAACUGUUCAUUCUGGAGCUUCCACAAAUGUUAGGAGUGAUUUAGCAGUAAGUUAUAACGGUUUCCUUUGUGUCGAUCGUCGACUAUUGUUGCAAAGUAGGAAUUAGCAUUGUUGACAUUAUAUUACGCGAAUACUAAAACUUGAUAAGUCUGUUAUUGCUUAUAUGAACGCAUUGUUAAGCCCCUGUGACAUAGUAAAACUGGAUUCAAAGCACUUUUCGUAGUUAUAAAAAUGUUUCCAGAAGAGUGUCUUCUUUGCAAAGUUUACGACGAAUAAGAAUUAUUAUUUACUGUAGAUCACAAACGACAUAUGCUUAAAAUCCGGUGUAAGUUAGUCACCAUAAUUGCAACAUUUAAUUGAUCUCCAUAAGCCACGCAGAAGGGCUAAAGCGCAAACCCGUGGCAAAGACAGCCUACUAAUUUCGCUUGGCUAUUUAUAUCUGUGCAAUAAAAACCCACAAAGCAAAGUGCUAAGUGUGGCACUGCCACAAUCCAUACAUUAACAAUCCAUAAGAUAUUUUCAAAAGCGUUAUAAUUAACUAUAGCGUUUUCCUAAUUGUCUAUCGUUCGAGUAAAAAUAUUGUAUUUAUAAAUGAUUAUCUCUCUCUAUAUAUAUAACAAAUUUCGAAUUUUUCCUUUAGACGAAUAUACGUUAUACCAACAUGAAGCAGAAUUUUGCCUGGACGAUGUUAAUUCCAUUAAUUGUUCUGUUGGGUCAAGUUUUCACAAACACACAAAACAAUGGUAUGCCAAUUGAACACUUUUAAUAUUCUAAGUAAAAUAUCUUUAUGGCUAUCUUUUAAGAAUGCAGCGGUUGUAGGAUCAUUAUAGAAAUAAGCACUAAUGGUGAAUGGUUGUAUAUCUUAUACUAUACGGGCGCGAAUGCUUUAUACUGUAUCUUGCAAGUUUUAAUGUGCUUCAUUCUUUACAAAAUUGUGUAAUUCGCAACGCCAGAGACUUAUAUAGUUGAGUCAAAGUUGUUUGGUAUAGGGUACAGUGGACCGUUCGCCUAACCUGGGAUAACUUUAAAACACAGAAUAUAUAGUCGUCUCAGACAUUUGGACUGACAAGUAUCAGAUCGUGAAAUUUAAAUAGAGAAUGUAGUUUUUAGAAUUUGACGAUCGUUGAAAACGCCACUCGUGCAUGUUUUAACCAAAUUACGUUUCAAACUAUCGUAUUGUUUAUAAAACGAGAGUAAUAAUUAUCCAUGAAAACUUUAGAGUCACAUCUAAACAAAGGAGGACAAAAUAGGUAAAACAUAUAUUACCUGAAUUCUUAUAUUUAUUUCCUGUAGAUUUAUAUGGCAAGAUUUGCCAUGAAUGUUUGACGAAAAACGUCGAGUGGUACGCUCUUGCUGGUGCUAUGAAUAUAUCCAGAGGAUACAGAGACAAUGAUGAUCUUUCUCGAGCUGAGAAAAUCCUAUCGAUUUUCAACCACAGAGAAGGUUUCUCGCGCAAAAAUCUGGCUCACUGCUUGGAAGAAAUUCAGCAGUUAGAGUUAGUUCGACCAGUUACAACUGGGGGUUCGAGGAGUUUGUCUUAUCCCGCAGCAGCUGAAGAAUGGGACUACAUCUCAAUGUCGAUACCAAUGGAACGUCGCAGUAAAGGUGAGAUAUUUUUCUAUAUAGAACAUUCUGAUUGUUUAUUUUUAUUUGUUAUUUACAUUGAUUGACAUUACAACCUUUAGAGAGGUAUUGUAUUAAACAGUGCACUAUCCAAAGAUUUCGAAUAAUUUACCCUGUUGAUUAGUUGUAAUAAGGCAGUUCAUUGUUUUAACUGCGCUUUCAAGAGGCCUGUUCUGAGUGGAGAUACAAUUUGAAUUUUGUCAUUUCCAGAAGAUUUAAAAUAUGCGCAUAAAGUUUUCAUUGCGUGGUCUUUAUAUCUUUUUUACUAACUAGGAAGGUCCAUGUUUCUCGUUAAUAGGGAAAAAAUUUAGAUUUGUUCAUCUUGUUUGUUUUGGUUCUUCUGGACUAAAUAUUUACAAAUUAAAACGUUCUUGUAUGACGUUUCGUUUUCGUCUGCCAAAACUAUUAGGCUAUUGUUAGUUAACUGCUUAUAUUAGAUUUUGCUUCUAAAAAAAAUGUGAAUUGAAAAUGGAAAAUUUAGGUAUUUGUAAUUUUAUUUAAAUAUUUUAUCGUUGAAUUUGCCUUGAAUAAAUGCCUUCAGUUGGUGGUGGCAAACAUAAGCGUGCGAGGCUGAUGCUUUCCAGGAGGGCGGUGGAAAGUUUGCCCGAAUUCUUAUGGAGGAUUGUAAUACAAUUACCUGAAUUUAAUCUAUUUUCUAAUAAAAAUUUAACCUAUUUUCUAAUAAAUCUGCAGUUGACCCCCCCCCCCCUCCCUCUGCCCCCUCUCUCGUACGCCUACGGUAGCAAAGUCAGCGGUUGAGGGCUAGCGCAGUUGUGUAUUUAUUGACAUCUUUUUGAAAAGUCGCAGUAGAUUACAUUAAAUUAAGGCUUUUGUAUAGAUGGAAAUUUCGGAUGUAAAUUAAUUUUUAUACAUUUUUAGACCUAACCAAAAGCAGCUGCAAAAUUCCCACUUGCAAAAACUCAUCAAGAUUUAGUUCUAUCGAGUGAGGCACCCAAACUCCCCAUAAAUCCCUGUAGCAUUUUAAGCCGGACAGAAAGUUGCCUUUUUUCCAACUGUUACAGUUUUGGUCUUAAAUAUGUAAAUAAUUAUUCGCUCGAAAUCUUAAUUCACAAAAAUCUCUCGUGCAUACAGGGUUGUUAAUUGUGCAGUUUCUUUCAUUCCAGUUGCCUCAAUCUGUCCAGUCGUGGGAAAGAAAAUCAUUACCGUUAAAAGAAAUGCGAUACUGACUGCCGACAUUUUGCUUAACAUCAGUUCUAGUUGUCUGGCUAAGGACACAGAAAAUACAUUGAAAAACGAUGAUCAGAACUUUGCCUUCAAGUCAAGCUCAUUGCUGAACUUAAGAACAGUCAAAGCUACUUCGCCCAUUGUGGAAUUCUCCACAGACGUCUUGAAUUUCUCAAAACCAGCAAUUCCUACGAUUAGAUUUGAAAAAACCGUUUCGGAUUCCGAACUUUUCAUCCUUGAUGGUUCUUACACGUGGAGCUACCAGAGGACCGUAAAGGAAGUGUCGACGAAUUUUACCGGAAGCAAAAAUUCUCGGCGGGUUGUUAGCCCUAAAAUUAAUAGUUUCUAUCUUCAUAGCCAAAUUUUGUCGUGGCACGGAAAAUUACCCCGACUCUUGAGUCAUUUCGAUCGCUCCUUCACUGUUCGUGCGGAUACCUUCAAUCGCAGAUUACCUUCAAAGGGUACUGAAAAUCUUUCGUGUGAGUUUGUGCACGAGAAGAAAGAAGAAAUUAUUAAACAAUUAAAAGUUCAUUUUGAACCAUGUUACGUUGGUGGAAAAAAAGGAAUGUUGACGCGUGUACAUACAGACCGUUGUCCUAAAGUGGCAAGUGGAAUAAGGAAGAUACGGGAAGUACAUCGAAAUGCUGAAAAUAAAUUUUUGUGGAGGUUGGAUGUUCUUCUGAUGGAAGAGGAGAUUAAUGUGGAAGAAGCUUGUG